UCGCCUCAUCGCCGCUCUCUCGCGACGACGACGACGACGGUUUUGCGCGCCCUGCGCGCGAAGCUCUCACUUUGACGGCCUCUCGCGCGCUGUGCGUCGCCAGUUUCUCUCGCUCCCGCGACGACGACUGUCUGCGGUCGCUCGUCGUCCGCUUCUUCACUUCUCACCGCCGCUCGCAUUGCGCCGUUGUGCGCGUUGGCCCGGACCUGCUCUCUCUCUCUCUCUUUCUCUCACUCACUCCUCAGUCGCGUCUCCCCCUGUCCAUCCGUGCAUGCUUCGGCUCUUUUCUGCGCUCGGGUUGUGAUCGAGAGACUGACUGACUCGGGAGCCUGGGUCCUCCAGAGGGCUGGGCAGCCAGCCAAGUUGUCCGCGGCCACCACAGUGGAGGAAUGAGGAGGAGACUGACCACCACCGGUUCGGGGCCGGUAAUCGGCCGGACGCUGCCGAGGAUGCUCGUCUCCUGUGCGGUGUGCGUCUGGAUAUGUUCGCUUGUGGUGCACUGUAGGAUACAGCAGCGGCCGGCCAACAAGGAGCAGCCCUACGCUUCGAUAGUGUACACGGCCGUGGCAGGCGGAAAGGUCGCCCUGCCGUGUGACAUCAGUCCGCCAUCGCCGGACGAUUCGGUGACGCUUGUGCUAUGGUACAAGGACGAAAGCCUGGCGCCCAUCUUCACGCUUGACUCCAGGAGAGACCACGUAGACCAGGCGCGACAGUCUCCUGCUCCAGGACUCGAACGACGGCUCUUCUUCGACAUGGGCCACUCACCGGCCCACUUGCGGAUAGACCCCGUGCGUGAGGGCGACGCUGGCGAGUACCGAUGCCGAGUGGACUUCCGAAGAGCCCGCUCGGUGAACACCGUGAUCAACCUCAAGGUGAUCGUGCCCCCGGGCGAUCCGGUUAUAAUGGACGAAGACGGACGCAAGCUGGAAGGUCUCGUGGGGCGCUUCAGUGAAGGACAAAACCUCAGGCUCCUGUGUGAGGUGGAGGGAGGCAAGCCUCGUCCUGUUGUCACCUGGUGGCGCGAUAAGCGACUGGUCGACUCCAACUUCAGCUUCGUGGGGGACGGCAGCGUGGCUCGCAACUGGCUUGAGGUCGGCGAGCUCAAGCGCUCGGACUUCCUCAGCGUGCUCACCUGCCAGGCAGCCAACAAUAACGUCACUGUGGCAGUGUCACGAUCCAUAACCUUGGACAUGAACUUGAUCCCACUGGACGUGGCAAUCCAGCCACCACGCCAUCCCUUGUCUGCGGGCCAUCCAGUGGAGCUGGUGUGCUCGUCAAGCGGAUCCCGUCCUCCCGCGCUGCUUACCUGGUGGAAGGGUGACGAGCAGUUGCUGUCGGCUAAGGAACACCAGGGCGGCAACAACCACGAGGGUACCAGCUCGAGCGUGCUCCUCUUCACUCCACGAAAAGGAGACAACGGAGCGGUGCUGUCGUGCAGGGCCGAGAACCAGUUCAUAGAAGGCAGUGCCAUCGAGGAAGGCUGGAAGCUGGACGUCUUCUACAAACCUUUGGUAUCGCUGCGGUUAGGCCAGAACCUUAGGGAAGACGACAUCCGCGAAGGCCGUGACGUGUACCUCGACUGUGACGUAGACGCCAAUCCGCCGGCCAACGAGGUCACGUGGCUCUUCGAGGGGCAGGAAGUCACUACAAACACCAGUGCCGGCGUCAUCGUGAGCAGCCAGUCGUUGGUGCUGCAGAAGGUGCACCGGUCUCGCCGCGGUCGGUACAAGUGCAUCGCCAUGAACCGAGAAGGCCACGGAACCAGUAACGUCUUCAUGCUGCGCAUAAAAUACGCACCCGUGUGCAAGCCGGACCAAAGGCACAUCUACGGCGUGUCACGUCAUGAGUCGGUUUCCGUGCGCUGCGAGCUGGAGGCAGAUCCGGCGGACGUGACAUUCCACUGGCGCUUCAACAGCUCCUCCAGCGGCAAGCGCCUAGAGCUGGCCAGCUACAGCCAUGCGCUGACGCGCAGCACGGCCCUCUACUCGCCUCUGAACGAGGAUGACUUCGGCUUCCUACUCUGCUGGGGCGCUAACGAGAUCGGCAAGCAGCAGACGCCCUGCAAUUUCACCAUCGUCCCUGCCGGCCCUCCAGAGCCGGUGAACAACUGCAGCCAGGUGAACGGCACCGAGGACUCGGUGUCGUUCGAGUGCUCCGAGGGUUUCUGGGAUGGUGGCGUGGCACCGGUCACGUUCGUGGCUGAACUGCGCGAGGCCGACACUGACCGGUUGGUGGCCAACGCCUCGUCCAUGUCUGGACCGGCGUUCAGCUUCAGCGGCCUCGAAGGGGGCGCCACGUUCCGGGUGUUCCUCUACUCAGCCAACCCUAAGGGACACCGGUCGCCCGUACACUUCGUCGUCAGCACAUUGCGGCCCGCUGAGAAGCUUACUGCUGGAAGCCGUGGUAUGAUCACAGCUUGGCCUAUAAUCGGAGCGCUCCUUGGUCUCAUUGUGACAUUGCUGAUCGCGGCAGUUGUGAUCGUCGUCUAUGUCAAGUACAAAUACCUGAAGAGGAAGAGAGACACGUACAGCGAACCUGGCGACGAAAAGUCCAACACGCUUCUUAAGAAAGACGCUGAUGAAUUUGCUGACGUUGAAGAGAAGGGACCCGACAUUAUACCAGACACGCCACUCUGCCAAGUUACAUACAAAUCAUAUGGUUGCGAUCAAGAUGAAAAAGCAGAGUACGCAAAAGAACCUGUAACAAACUACUACACUCUUCCUGCUUCGACAAGGAAGGCUGGCGCGGCCGAGUUUUCAUGGAGAAACCACUGUACAAAUAAGGAGGACCAGCCAUUGGAAGCUGUGGGUGUCGAACUGCCGUUUCCAACUGCUGCACGCCGACUGGGUCCCGUGGGUUCCACUUCGAGCUUGCCUCGGCCGCAGCGAUUUUACCUGGACCAGCUGUCCCCGGACGGCAGCGCCCCGGCCCACGUAGAUUUCACGCGCAGCGGUGUGCUGAGACCACUUGCGUCUGCGCACAGACUGCCGCGUCGCUCCCGCAGUAACUUGGAGGACUUCGGGUCUGUGCUCUCCAACGACUCGCUCGAGAGCACAGUGUGAAAGGGAGGGCGGAGUGUUCGCAGCGUCUUCAGCCCCGGCUCCCCGAGGAUGCUGAAUGAGCCGAGAAACCAAGAUUCUCCGAAGAAUGUGCCUGUGCCAAGUGUACUCAUACCAGGACGAAACAAUGGCACGUCCCACACCACUGCUGUAGAAAUGAACAUGAACAAAUGAGGCUGGUUUUUCGCUUAGCGAACACGUCGGGCAGUGUCGCGAAAUGUGAUUGUUUAGCGUUCUCACGCAUUGUGUGGAUUAGACUGCGCCACCCCAACGUGCUUCCCUAUGAUUCCUUCUUCAAUGAGUGAACAGUACAGACGAAUAUCAAGCAGCGCCCACUUUCUCCGUCAAGUUGGUGUCCCUCGUAAGAAAACAUCGUAUGUGCUCAGAUCGUCGUCAUCGCUGUUGUUAUUUUUGCUUCCUUGAAGAGAACAAGGUGGGCUUGGAUCCUUUGGACCUUUCCGUACAAGCACAAGUCUUCGACAGGAUUGUUCAACAUUGGACGAACUGCAGCGCGCGUGGGUGUCACUACUUUCCCAAUGUAGGCCUCCGAGGAAAAGCUGUUUACCAUGGUUAUCUGAUCGUGCGCAAGAAUCGCCGAGAAGUAGUCAUACUGUCGUUGCCAUGUGAACUGCAGCGCUCAACAGUUUGAGUGCCACCCAGACCUUCGGUGUUGUUUGAGUAUUCCCAGCAAGUGCCGCAUUGUGAUACACCUAGCGCGAUGUCUCUCGAGUGCUUUACCUCGUGCGGAAAAGUUACAGCGGUGAAUAAAGUGGUUUUA
Molecule: messenger RNA, 3837 nt
Organism: Dermacentor silvarum
Lineage: Eukaryota; Metazoa; Arthropoda; Arachnida; Ixodida; Ixodidae
Product: hemicentin-1
Exons: 14
Coding region: 390-3062 (890 amino acids)
Molecular function (GO): protein binding
Source: RefSeq, a predicted model, not a curated record